CUAACGAGACCUCCGAUUGCUGGAGGCUCAGUUUGAAACUAUCCGUUUCGCGAACCGGGCCGACCGUCUGUUGGGAACAAACGGGAGCACGUGUGUGUUUUGCAGAGGAGGUCCGGAGGUGGUGGAUCUGUUUCGGUUUGCCGACGGUAGUGUAGCGCUGUACAAAUCGUACCGGUCCGUCAGUGUGGAGCAGCAGGAGAUCCGGGAAGGUGUAGUGUAGAGCAGAAGGAUCAGAAGAAGAAAACAUACACACAAUGACAGAUCACGAACACGAUCACGACCAUGACGACGACCACGACCACGACCAUGACCAUCCCUCGGUGCUGUUGCGGCUGCAUGGUACGCUCAUGGUAGUUGCUUGGCUGUUCUUCAAUUCCCUCGGGAACACCGUUGCAAGGUAUUUCAAAACAACAUGGACCACCCGUCGGUACUUUGGAGUGCCGGUGUGGAAUUUUUACCAUCGGAUUUACAUGAUGGCCAGCUGGAUACUGACAUGCGCCGCCAUCGUGUGCAUUUUUGUCGAUGUGCGGGGAUUUGAGGCACACGCGCACAGCAUCGUCGGGCUGGCGACGUUCGCCCUCGUGUUCAUCCAGCCCAUCCUGGGACUAAUGAGACCGAGCCAGCAGCCGGCACAGUCCACGAUUAGAAUCCUGCACACUCUCCUGGGCCAUGCUGCCUACAUCCUGGCAGUAACGAACAUGUUUCUGGGAAUCGGACUGGAAGCGGCCCACAUAUCCUCGGUGAUGUAUGGCCUGCUCGCCGGUGCAGUGGGCAUUCACGUGCUGGCCCAUGUAGCUUUCAACGUUCUCGAAUAUCUUACCAGACGGAAGGGAGGCGAAUUGGACGUAAAUAAGGACGCAUCGUUUUCACGCUGGCGGAAAACUACACUGAUGGUACAAAUGAUUGCACUGUACGCGUUCACCAUCGCAAACGUGGUGUUCGUAUGGCGCGGAUAGCCACACCGGGAGCAGACACGUUCCACGCGGUUCUUCGUAAGAGAACGCAAGGUCAACUGUACAAUACACUACCACGCUUAACUGUGAUGAAUACAUUUGUCUCACUACAAACAUAUA
Messenger RNA from Anopheles arabiensis, 1073 nucleotides. Its product is annotated as putative ferric-chelate reductase 1 homolog. Gene Ontology annotation, molecular function: transmembrane monodehydroascorbate reductase activity. The coding region runs from base 255 to 956 and encodes 233 amino acids. The transcript is spliced from 7 exons. The record is from RefSeq and is a predicted model, not a curated record. NCBI's taxonomy places the organism in Eukaryota, Metazoa, Arthropoda, Insecta, Diptera, Culicidae.